GGUCGCCACUGCAAGACUAGACCAGGAAACGAAACCUAAAUAGGCAAGAUUUGCCUGCAGUCAGGAAUUGAAACCUAAGCGCUAAGUUUCCUAUGCAUACGGAGUAUUCCUGCAUUUGUCUGGCAGCAGCAGCUCAUUUCAGCAGAGGUGUAUUUAACAGCAGUUUGGUUACUAUGGAUGUUAACCCUGACUCCCCAUACUACAUCAACUUGCUUGACAGCAAGACUCAUCCUGAAGAUCACAGAGAAUAUGUGAUGUUUCAUGGCUGCUCAAAAGAGGGCGCAGAGUUGAUUAAAAGGGAAGGUUUCAAACCAUCAAGAGCAGAUAUCAGCAUGCUUGGUGCUGGUGUUUAUGUUAGUCGGGACAUCCGAAAAGCCUGUAAAUACCCUCUUGAUGUUCCUGACUCUGAGAAAAGAGUACUUAAAGUCAGAGUGGAUGUCGGCAGGGUUAAGGUCAUAGACAGGCAGUACCACCCCAUGCAGAAGACAUGGCACACUGUGCAUGGCUUUGAUACUGCCUGGGUUCCACCUAAUGUUGGCAUGGUGCGGAGCAACCAACAGGAGAACUGUGUCUACGACCCGAAGAGAAUCAAAGUCAUUGAGGUCAUGAAGGUUACCGAAGAGAACUUAUCUCAGUAUGAUCAUCUUCAGAGUGGAGUCACCCCUGAGGACAGCCACGUCUAUGUGAUGUAUCAUGGAACAUCAAAACAGGCUGCAGUAGAAAUACAGAGACAUGGCUUCACCCCAUCUAGAGUUGGCAUGCUUGGUGCAGGUGUCUACCUCAGUCGAGACAUCAGAAAAGUCAUUAGAUACCCCCUUGGUUCUUCUGACUCAGACAGGAUGGUUCUGAAAGUAAAGGUGAAUGUUGGCAGAGUUAAAGUCAUCAACAAAAUAGGUCAUGACAACCAAUACAACUGGCACACUCAUGGUUUUGACACUGCCUGGGUUCCACCUGGUGUUGGCAUGGUACCAAGCAACCAAGAGGAGGACUGUGUCUACGACCCAACGCGAAUCAAAGUGAUGGCAUUGCUGGAUGUCGCCAACUUAAAAAAGGUAAACCCAUGGUUAAACACUAUGCAGUGGAACUGAUGAACUCUGCAUUCAGUGGGAGCUUCCAGCAUCACCUCAUGGUCAUCAGAAGAGGAUGGUUAGAAUCAGACGGUCCCACAUGAUACAGCUCAUAGGAAGUAGAAGCUGAUGAUUUGACAUGGCAAUCUAUAUGCAAUCAAUCAUAUAACCUUAUCAUAUCAAAUAUUUUCGAAAUAUAAUCAAUCAUAUUUACUUUAUGUCAAUAAUGCAUGUGUAUCAAUGAUCAUAUGU
Messenger RNA from Salvelinus sp. IW2-2015, 1319 nucleotides. RefSeq lists its product as uncharacterized. Lineage: Eukaryota; Metazoa; Chordata; Actinopteri; Salmoniformes; Salmonidae. Gene Ontology annotation, molecular function: NAD+ poly-ADP-ribosyltransferase activity. The record is from RefSeq and is a predicted model, not a curated record. Gene Ontology annotation, cellular component: cytoplasm.